Molecule: messenger RNA, 740 nt
Organism: Phragmites australis (common reed)
Lineage: Eukaryota; Viridiplantae; Streptophyta; Magnoliopsida; Poales; Poaceae
Exons: 1
Coding region: 130-468 (112 amino acids)
Source: RefSeq, a predicted model, not a curated record
GCGAGCCCUCGAGAUCCAUCACCGCCCUCGUUUCGCACAAGCCGGAGCAACCAAGCAUUUCACCCACCCAACUGACCCAAGGCGGAGGAAAUCGUCGGAGUCUCGGAGAGGAGGGACCGGUCGACUGGAAUGGCGAUGGCACCGUGCGCACCCGCCUCCGUCUCCUUCCCCGCCCGCUCGGCGGGGGCGGCGGCCCGGCCGCGCGACGCCGCGGUGGUCCGGGCCGGGGCGGAGGGUGGCAAGUGGUGGGCGCCGCUGGUCGGGUGGUCGGGGCGGGCUGACUACCUCGAGGCCCCGGCGCCGGCGCCUGCAGCUGAGGCGACGGAGAAGGCUGGCCAGAGGGCGUUCGUGGGGGGGCUGACGGAGGAGAAGGCGCGGGAGCUGCGGGCGCGGAUGGUGGAGACGGAGAGCUUCCACGACGCCAUGUACCACUCCGCCAUCGCAUCCCGCCUCGCCCGCUCCGCCUAAGCCUCGGCCCGCCGCCGUGGAGGCGAGACGAGACGACCAAACCAAAUCAACUCGCCGACCUCACCAUGGAUGAAUUUGGGAUUCGUUCCCCCUUCUUGACGAUGCGGAGGAGGCGAGAGAACAGGGUAGGGAUCUGGUUUUAGGUAGCGCCCUCCCUCGAUCGCCUCCGCCGCGACCGCUCCACGAUCUGCUACGAUUUGCUUUAGAAAUGGCAGAUCUGCGAAUGCUGUUGUACUCAUUUAGAAUCGCAUCCAAAACGUCGUUGUUCCUAA